Phoenix dactylifera (date palm) is the source of this 1724-nucleotide messenger RNA. Lineage: Eukaryota; Viridiplantae; Streptophyta; Magnoliopsida; Arecales; Arecaceae. The record is from RefSeq and is a predicted model, not a curated record.
CUCUCUCUUCUUCUCCUUAUCUGGUCUUGCGAUCCACGCUAGGGAGGGAGAAGAGUCUCUCUUCUCUUCUAAUCGAAACCUUUUUUUAUCUUCCAACUUUUUUUAUCUCUUCUAAUCGUCUCUUCUCUUCGAUUUUUGUGCGUCUUUUGAGAAUUUUUUUGGGUUAUGUACGAUUUUUAUGUGGCAGAUAUUGUAUUUUUAUUAAAAAAAAUCGGAACUGUUUGGUGGAUUCUUGUGGAACGCAUAUGCGGUGGUGCGAAGGCCAAGAGAGAGGCAUGACAUUCUGACGAUCACCCGUUCCUCUUCUUCUACCUACCGCUCGUCUGCCCUUCUUUUUCUUGUCUAUCUCUCACUCUUCCUCUAAUCCCCAUACCGAGUGGUCUUUUUCUCUUUGUUACCUCAUCGUUUUGUCUUCUUUCCUGUUUUUAGCAAUCAAGUAUUACUUUCAUGUGCAGGAAACAGACGUGUUUUUUACGCUUUUUUUGACUUCUAAAAUUUCUCCCAUUUUUUCUGGUCAUUUCUUCAUCUUCUUGCUGAUUAUUUUCUUACCUGUUUUAUGAGUUUGGGCAUUUUUCUUGUGGGCCGAAACCUUUUUUUUUUUCUGGAAAAAAAAUACGAUCUUUAUUCGUUAUCGAUCUUUUUUUUUUUUUUCUUCUUCUUUGGGUCGUAGGUUUUUUUCCCUUUUUUUUGGGGAUGUCCAGAAAAAAAUUCUUUUGUUUGAAAAAAGAAUUUUUGGGAAUUUCAAAGGCCUCUUCACUAUUUUGGACGGCAUAGAGAGAGAGAGAGAGUUUGGAGAAACAUGACAUUCUUUCGAUCACCGGCUUCUUUCCUACCAUCCACCCUUCUCAUUUUCUUUCUGCUACCCGUCUCCUUUUUUUGGUGUCUUCUUACCUAAUUGUAAGGUGGAAGAGGGGAAGAUGGCUUGGUUAUGUGGAGGUCUCUUGCUGAGAAUUCGUCAUUUUCAUCUUGGCUACAGACACGAGCGGCCCAAUGUAUUUGGAAGCCUAAGUGGGCCUUCUUUGAGCCCGGGGCCUUAGGCGACCGCCUCAGCUGCCUAAGAGUUGGGCCGACCCUGGCUGCAGAGAGGACAAAUAGGAAGGACCCUUUGAAUGGAAUUAUGGACACAAACAUUACACCGGUGGUUGGAAUAUCAGUAAUAAUCACUACUGGGCUCUCCCUUGUUUGCCCUUGCUUUGAUCUGGUUCCUGGGAUUUGGUUUGGUUUUAUUGCUCAUAUGUUGCUGCUGUUGCUGCCGCUGAUGUCGGAGUUAUUCCUAUUCUCGCACGGCAUAUGCUCUCUCGCUUAUUUUGCUCAUACUAUUUACCUGUGCUGCAAUGAGACAUAUCUGGCCGCCCAAGAAGUACACUCUCUAACAGUCCUUCGGAUGUCAAGCAGAAGCGGAUGGGUAACAUCGGGCAUUGUCUAAUCCAGCCGAUCUUUAACCGAGUCCGACAGCGGGUAAGUGUGAAAUAGGUAACUAUAGAAGCCACGACAGAGUCUCACCGAGCUCUGUGCUAGCUGUGCUGUGCUGCUGCUGAAACAAGCGCUUAUUUCGCACAUUCCAAACGAGAUAUUGCCAUGCAGGCAGUCACUGCUCGUGCCAACUUCCCUACCAAGGCGUUAGCUAUAAAAUCUUAGCAAUGCCAGCAAGGAAAUUGGUCUGAAGGCCGCGAGUGCUUGGCCUAAGAGGGCCCAACAACUGUCAGCAAAAGCAGAUGUGACAA